Cylicocyclus nassatus is the source of this 1601-nucleotide messenger RNA. The record is from the annotation of a GenBank genome assembly. Lineage: Eukaryota; Metazoa; Nematoda; Chromadorea; Rhabditida; Strongylidae.
AGGAUGGAAUGUCUUCCGGUAGCGAUCCGUUGAAAUAUCUUCUCAGUUAUCCAUUUUCUGUGCUGACUGUGGCAAAGACACAUAUCUUGAUAUUGAGCGUAUUCACUGUAUGUGCUUGGCAAUGGCGAUCUCAUCCAGCCGACAUUGGUCUAGCACUUUUCGUCGUUCCAAUAUUCCACCUUUUGAGUUGUGCCGCAGCUCUGAUUUCUCUCUGGUUCAUGGUGCAGAAAUUCUAUUGGCGAAAUGUGGAAAUGGGAUUGGAUAUUACCGGUCUAGUUCUCAUCGUAUCUGCAUCCUUCGUUUUAACGGUCACAGGCAGCGCAGCAGAUUUUCUUCGCGGUUACGUCAUGGUCAAUAAUAUGUUUGUGAUAAUCGCAUGGUCAUUCUGUCUUUUCUGGUGUCGAUUAUGCACUUCCAACAAUGUUUCCAAUCUUUUCAUCAGCGAAUGGGGUAGAGCCACUGAUGACAUAGAGAUAGAAGCACUUGAAAAUCACUUCUAAUGUUGGAGUUUUGUAUAGAACUAUGAAAACUGAUUGAGUAAUUUUCACGGCGCAUAAGUAUAAUACCGCUCAUAACUUGUCAAAAAAGCCACCAAAAUCCACCGGGGUUCAACGAAAUCCGCCUCGCAUCAUGAGAUCUUGAUUCGGAGUAAAUGUUUUUGAAUCCAAGAGCACUUCGACUCAGCUCGGCGAGACGCUCUUCUAAGUCACUCACUGUCACUGACUAAUCAGACUGCAAUUAAGAAAAACUGAAAAGCUAUCGCAUUCAAAAAACUUCUAUAAAGCAGAAGAUACGGCUCGCCAAGCUGCAUCGAACGGUGCCCUUAUGUACAAGACUUAGUUACUCUAGAGCAAGAUGCGGACCGCGGGUUUUGAUGAACAUCGAUAGUGUUCAAUGACUUUUGAACUAUAAGCGCCACUGCAUUUGAUGUGGAAAUGUUUUCCUUGUCCUGGCUUCUAGCUUCUAUAUUUGUGGAAACGUCUCUUCAAGAAAGCUUGCUGCUAAUCUUUUCGGGAGGUUUUUUAGCUUGACUCCAGCAUACAUCUUAAUGUUAGUCGUAGCGCUUAAAUCAUCGGGAACCAAGGUCCUAUUACGUUGCAUGUUUAUGGCACUGCACAAGCUUUGGUUUCCUCGUUACGAUCUGUCCCAAUCGGGCCAAAACGAAACCCUGGAAUAGCGCAAAAGUACGCGCUCGUAGCGGCAUGGCUUGACUAUAUGCGAUCUCACUCAAUGACAUUUCACUGGGUAGGGCGACUCGCACGGCCGCAGCGCGGUGAUGGCAUUCUAUACGGGACCGCCGUCGCUCGAAGCAGAGUUUGUGACGUCUUUUGGCCGGAUGGAGGACUUUAUGUCGCAGAAAACGCAGGUCGCGCAGACAUCUGCAACAAACACGCAACUCCACGGAUAGCAGCUGCGCCUCGUACCAGCUGUCUCGGAGCUGAAAGCUUGUUCGCGACAUUUAGUCCUCUAUCCAUUCUGCCCAAGUUUAAGGAGGAGGGAGAAAAUUGCCGCAUGCGCGAUUGUUAAGGCAGGGUGUGUACUGGAUACUCUACGCAACUCUUCUUCGUUUACCGCAUACUAGGGUUGCAAAAGUAAGCAAC